CAGCCUCAAUCAUCCAGACACAGACGCAUGCAUGCUCACGCAGGAUCACGCACAGCGGGCGGACGCGCGCAUUCACACACACAUACACACACAUUCUCACACGCGCACAUACACACGCAGACACACAUACGUACCGCACACACAUACACACACACACACAUACUCUCACACCCUUCCUUGAGGUGCUGUGAGCAGCUGCAGCAAUAGCGGUGAAAGAGAUUGGCCGUUGACUGGAGUUUGUGGCUCCCCUGUUUAAUGAAUGGCCACCACAACGAUCAACGCUGGAGCUCCCUCUUCUACUCCUCCUCCGCCACCUCCUCCUCCUCGUUCUCCUCGUUCUGCUCCUGCUUACUCCUAUGGAUUGCGGCGUACGGUGGAUAUCUAUUCUUAAAUUUAUUUAUUUAUUUUUCCGGGGCUCUCCAUUUUUUCCUGCCCACCCGCUCCCGCUGAGCUGUUUUGGCAAGGGGGACAACACCGUCUGGUGUGGGAUCGGAUAAAGAUGAAAGUGAAGGUAGCCACUUCGGUCCUCUGGGUUCUCCGGAGCUUUCGCUGCCCGUCGGGGUGAAUGGAGCAUUUCUCUCUCUCCUUGCGUUCUCUAUCUCUCUCUACCUCUCUUCCUCUUUUUUUUUUAAGCAGCCUCUUUUGUUUUGCGGGGCACGGCCGAGCACUCCUGUGGUGAAUUGAGCUACUGGUGAAAAAGACCAGGGCCUUUUAUCCUUAAUCCCUCCAUUCUGUUCCUCUUCUCCUCCCCGUCCGUUCCCCCCCCCCCCCCCCCUUCUCCUCCCUCCCUCCAUUCCUCCCUUACUCCAGCCCUCCCUCCCUCUCGUUACUUUUCAGUAAAAAAAAAACGGGGAUCUUUUACACCUCUACGAGAAUCCUCAGCCCUCCUCGCCGUCCUCCUUGCUAACCAAUGCUCCAUUUCCCUCAUCCCUACCCCUGCCCCCCCACCUCCUCCUCCUCCUCCUCCUCCUCCUCCUCCUCUCUCCUGCUCCCUCCUCCCACACCAGAGUGGCUACGUAAUGUGCCUCCCUACGCAUGCAAAUGGGGAUGCUACAAAUGGUGGCUGGGACUGAUGCCGAUGACAGGGUGAUGCCGCGCGCAUUCACCUCCACCCUCGCCACGACUACCGCCACCGCCGCCGCCACCACCACCGCCAGCGAUCCACACCAGCCCCAGGGGAGAUCUACCCCCAGCGUUCCAUGCCAAGCCGCCGCGAUCCGCUCCGCGUCCAAUGUCACGCGCCGGCGGAUGUAAAUGAGACACGCGCGUGUGUGUGCGAACGUGCGCGCUGGUUCCUGCCAUGUCCGGCGUGUGAGUGCUCCAGCGGGACGUUUCCUCGGCCGAUGCGGGGGAGGCACUGAGCCCGAGGUGAUGUGUCUCCAAUCAACAUGUCACCAGUCAGCCAGUCGCAGUUCAUCCCGCUGGGGGAGAUCUUGUGUCUGGCCGUCUCCUCCAUGAACUCAGCCCACAAGCCUGUCACCCGCGAGGCCUUGGAGGAACAUCUCACCUCCAGCUUCCCAGGUGUUCCCACCCCCAGCUCUGAGGUGGUGCGACACACGCUCAACAUGCUGGUGAGAGAGAGGAAGAUCUACCCCACGCCGGAGGGCUACUUCGUCGUCACUCCCCAGACCUACUACAUCACCCCCUCUCUCAUCAGGACCAACAACAAGUGGUACCACCUGGACGACCGGCUCACCGACCGCACGCCCCCGCAGUCCCUCCCCCCUCAGCCCCAGCUGCAGUGCACCCCUCCCCCGUCCGGCAACGCCACGCCUUCCGCCCUGCGGGAGCGGCCCGUCCGCAAGAACCACGGCGACGCCUACAACGCCCCCGGCGACGACGCGUCCAGGGGCCACCCGUCGGCCCCCGGCGCGGCGGCCCCCCCGGGCAAGACCCUGAAGGAGCACCGGGCCGACCUCUACGCCGCCAAGCCUCCCAAGGACCGCAGCGCCGGGGCCGGGGAGGCCGCGCCCAGCCCGCUCUCCAAGGAGCACGGCGGGGAGCCCCCCUCGUACCCCCACCCCCACCCUCCGCCGCCGCCGCCGCCCGCCCAGCCCACGGCGCCCACGGAGGCGGCGGAGAAGGGCAAGGGCGCGCCGUCGUCGUUCCCCUUCAAGACGGACACGCUGAGCAAGAAGAAGGAGGGCAGCGGCGGCAGCAGCGCCGGCGUGGAGAAGCAGUCCAAGCGCUUCGGCCUGCGGCUCUUCCGCCUGAGCUUCAAGAAGGACAAGAUGAGGCAGCUGGCCACCUUCUCGGCCCAGUUCCCGCCGGAGGAGUGGCCCCUGCGCGACGAGGACGUGCCGGCCGCGCCCAUCCCCCGGGACGUGGAGAUGGAGAUCAUCCGCCGCAUCAACCCGGACCUGACGGUGGAGAACGUGGCGCGCCACACGGCCGUGAUGAAGCGGCUGGAGGAGGAGCGGGCGCACAAGAACAAGAGCGCGCUGCACCACAACGCGCGCAGCCGCAGGGGGCGGGGCCACCGGAGGCUGCCGCACGGGAAGUCGCGCUCGCACAGCAAACCGCGGACGUGCCGGGGGGACCCGUCGGACGCCUCCAACUGGGACCUGGUGUUCAUGGAGCGGGACUACCGCUUCUUCAGCCACUCCCUGGUGCGCUCGCCGCGGGAGGCCAUGUACACGCUGGAGCGCACGCGCGGCGGCGGCGCCACGUACCUGGUGCACAGCAACCCCAACAUCACCGAGUCGUACUGCCCCGUCGCGCCCGAGUGGGACGUGUCCGGGGAGCUGGCCAAGAGGAGGACGGAGAUGCCUUUCCCUGAGCCCUCACGGGGCACCACCAAGGAGUCCAAGGUGCAGCGGAGCCACAGUCACAAUCAGGACAGGAAGUCGCGCCACGAGCGCUCGGACCAGGCCAAGGAGCGCUCCCGCUCCAUGGACAACUCGCUGAAGGGCCCGUCGCUGGGCGCGCCCGAGAACUACGAGCACGGCCCGGAGGAGCGCAGUCACUACUUCACCGAUGACGGAACGCUGCGGGCUACCCAGAAGUCCUCCCACUUCUCAAGGAUCAUGUUCUCUGCUGCUAAGUUCCACUCUGAUUUCAAUGUGCCUGAUUUGGGGAAAGGGAGCUUGGACGAGUCGAGGAGCCACCGGAACACGGCGGAGAGGAACAAAAGCAGAGACAGCCUGCCCACCUACAACGAGCUCAUGGGCCUUUCUCCCAAGCCCUCGACGGAGGACUACUUCCAGUGCAAUACGUCCAACGAAACAAUCCUUACUGCCCCGUCGCCUCAGGCAAAAUCAGAAUAUGACACGCUAACCUCAUCAGGGGGACUCCACAAGGGCUCUCCGGCCGACCGCCAGACGCCUCACCUCACCUCUCCACACGCCAUGGAGUACAAAGAGGAGCUGGCGGCGGCGGCCAAGGGCCCGGGCGGCGGCCCCGUGCGUCUGACCCCCAGCCAGACGCCGGAGCUGCUGCAGAGCGCCCGCCUCACGCCGCACCAACACAACGUGGACCCCGGCGGGGGGGGGGGCGGGGGAGGCGGCGGCGGCGGGGGGGGCGCGGCCGGCGGCGCCGCUUCCCUCAAGAGGAAGGAGAUCUUCAGCAAGGACACCCUGUUCAAGCCCCCGCACAACAGCGCCUUGCCGGCGGGCUACGCCGACGGCGGCGGCUACUCCAAGUCCGGCACCUUGCGGAAGGCCUCGCACGCCAAAUCAACAGAGGCCCUCGACAAUCCUGAGCCCCAGCAGCCUUCAAAUUCAGCCACUUCCUCCGCCUCGCCGGCGGCCCUGCAGGUCUGCGUGGAGCCCAGCGGCGGCUGCGGCGGCGGCGGUGGCGGCGGCGGCGCCUCCGCCUCCUUCGACUACUACAACGUCUCGGACGACGAGGACGAGGACGACGAAGAGGCGGACGAAGACUCGCACAAGGAGUCGCUGACGGCCGAGGACGGCCCGGACCACGGGGAUUGCGGUGGCGUGGGCGGGGGCGGCGGCGGCGGGGGGGGUUGCGGGGGUGGUGUCGGGGGGGUCGGGGAGGGCACCAUGCAGUGGCUGCUGGAGCGGGAGAAGGAGCACGAGCUGCAGCGUAAGCUGGAGACCAACCUGACCCUGCUGAGCCCCAAGGAGACGGAGGGCGGCGGCGGGCAGAAGUCGGCGCACUCGGCCCGCCUGGACAGCAUGGACAGCAGCAGUGUGACGGUGGACAGCGGCUUCAAUUCGCCCAGGACGCGGGAGAGCCUAGCCUCCAACACCUCCAGCAUCGUGGAGAGCAAUAGGAGACAGAACCCCGCGCUGAGCCCCGGCCACAUGGGCACCCCGGGCCACAUCGGCCUGCCCUUCAGCUUCCGGGCCAUCCCAGAACCGCCCAGCGCCCAGCCCGAGAAGCUCCAGAAACCCUCCAACUGUCUGGCCUCCAUCACCAGUGUGUGACCAACGCAGCUCGGGAGGGCGAGGGACAAUGGGUAGAGGUGGUGGAGGAGGAGAGAGAGAGAGAGGCAAGGGGAGUUGAAAGAACUUUCCCUUGUUUAUUGACACACUCACACACACACACACACAUACAGAUACACACACAGAGAUGCACACACAAACAUACACACGCAUCUCUCUGGACUCCCGUGAAUCAAUUUACUAUGACUGUUACGAAGACAGGCAUGGCAUCGAGUGACUGUUCCCACAGCUUCAUGAACUUAACUGCAAAAUAAUAAAGAGAAGAAGAAGAAAUAUAACAGAACAUCAUGACAUUUUGUACCCGCAUUGCAAGACAACUGUAGGUGAGGAACACCCUACACUAAGUACUAUGAAUUUGGUGACAUGGAUUUUAAGUUCGGCUUAUAUUGAAGUUCCUAAUUAUUGGUAUUGGAAAGUAGUAGAUUAUAGGAUUCAAGUUACAUUUGGAAACAUCAAAACUUUUUAUAUUACUUAACAAUACAUGUCGAAUUAAAUGUUUUCCUUCAUGAAACAGAAUCACAUUUUCAGGAUGGUUUUAAUGUAUCAGCACAAUGUGAAAACAAUAAAGAAUACUCCUGAAAAGAAAGAAUGGAAGAGAUUAAAAACAUAAAUCACAACAGAUUUGUGUACCGCAAUGCAAAUGAUGUAUGUAUACUCAAUACUUUUUGAUAUUCUAAUUAUUAUAAUGGUGGUAUUAAAGAUGCUAUGUGACCAAAA
Molecule: messenger RNA, 5123 nt
Organism: Gadus macrocephalus (Pacific cod)
Lineage: Eukaryota; Metazoa; Chordata; Actinopteri; Gadiformes; Gadidae
Gene: stox2a
Product: storkhead box 2a
Exons: 4
Coding region: 1389-4388 (999 amino acids)
Biological process (GO): positive regulation of transcription by RNA polymerase II
Cellular component (GO): nucleus; cytoplasm
Molecular function (GO): DNA-binding transcription activator activity, RNA polymerase II-specific; RNA polymerase II transcription regulatory region sequence-specific DNA binding
Source: RefSeq, a predicted model, not a curated record